AGAACCCUACGGGAAAGAGGAAGAAGAGGAGGAAGAGGCCUAUGUCGUCCUUGAUGUGCAACCCCGACAAUUGUACGACUCCUGCUGCUGUCGCGCCGCCCAGAAGAGGCCGGGUAGAAGACGAAGGGAACGCGGCUCGGGAAAUGCGCUCAGGAUACUUUACGUCGCUGCCGCCGCUGCCUUUCUCGCGCUUGCCGUCUCACCAGUGUCUGGAACGACGAAAGAAGAAGAGAUGGGGAUAUCUUCGGUCACAGAAGGAACUACCAUAGUCCUCGGCGCGAAAACAAGAACAGGAAGUGAUCCUGGAGGAGGUAUAGAUCUAUUAACAGCCCUGCAGCUUCAUAAUACUACUCGACAGGGAGUUACGCAGGUGCCAGGUCUGGUUAGAUUGAGACCAGCCUAUUAUCUUCAGGGCGAGGAGAGGGAGCUCCGACUGAACGAGGAGAACUUCGAACGGGCGGCCGCGCUACUCCGGCGGGUUCCGGAAUUCACUAUAGCAGCCGCGCUGCGUCAAGAGGAGGCCAAUUCUGGGACGAUCGUCGCCUUUGCACACGGGAACAAUAGGUAUUUGGAGCUGCAGAGCAGCGGACGCAAGGACGAGCUUCGACUUCAUUAUGUAUCACGCCGCGACGGAACCGUACACGUCGAGGCGUUUCCUUUCCGAUUAGCCGAUGGCGCCUGGCACAGGGUCGCCCUGAGCAUAAGCGGCUCGCAGGUCGAGCUGCUAGUCGACUGUCACCCUUUGUACAGGCGACUGCUGAGACCUGGUCCACCCGAUACCAAUUUCACCCUGCCGCAGCUCCAACUCUGGGUAGGACAGAGGAACGUCAGGCACUUUCUCUUCAAGGGUGCUUUACAGGACGUCAAGUUAAUAGCAGGACCUCACGGUUAUCUUUCCCAGUGUCCUCAGCUCGACUCAUCUUGUCCCACUUGCGGUCAAUUUUCGAUAUUACAGAAUACUGUGGAACAACUAAUGCACAAUCUCAAUGAAUUGACUCGUAGGCUAGCCGCUGCAGAGGGCAGGAUAAAUAAAGUGGAGGAGUGCGAGUGCCAAAAGUCCUGUAGGGUGAAUGGUACUAUCCACGAUGACGGCGAAUCGUGGUCAAAGGGUUGUCAACAUUGUUCCUGUCUUCACGGUGAGGUCGAGUGUAAACCUACGUUCUGCACUCCGGUCACUUGCAAGAAUCCCAUCAUUCCUGAGGGACAAUGUUGCCCGAUUUGUCUCAGACAAUGUUACUUGCAUGGCGUAAUUUACGAUCACGGCGAAAGGGUCUCGCCGAAGCAGUGCGUCGAGUGCAACUGCUACGACGGUAGCUUCACCUGCACGAGAAUCGACACUGACACCAAAUGUCCACCACUGCCGUGUCCACCCAGUGAGCAACUCAGCGUGGCAGAGGAAUGUUGCAAGUUUUGCCCAGGGGUGGACUACUGCGCGAAGGGCCACAAGUGUCAUACUAAUGCGUCCUGCCUGAAUCUCCAGACGACCUAUGCCUGCCAUUGCGAUAUCGGUUUUCAGGGGGAUGGUCUUAACUGUCACGACGUGGACGAAUGCAAGCAGCAAGGUGGAUCGAACGGUCACUACUGCAAUGCGAACACGAAGUGCGUCAACGUGAUCGGCUCUUACACAUGCGAGUGUCUUCCGGGUUACUAUAGAAUGGACAAGUUCAAUUGUGCCGAGCUAGAUGAGUGCGCGACUGGUCAGCACUUGUGUGACGAGCACGCCACAUGUGUGAACACUAAUGGUAGCUACUACUGCAUCUGCAAGGACGGCUAUACCGGCGAUGGUUUCACAUGCAAACCUGUAUGCAAUCAGACUUGCCAGAAUGGUGGCGAAUGUGUGACACCCGGAAGGUGCUCCUGCCGACGCGGUUACAUCGGCAACAGUUGUGAACUCGACCUGGACGAGUGUGCCAGCGAUCUGCAUCGAUGUCAUCAAUCGUCAACGUGUUUCAAUAUGCCCGGCUGGUAUUACUGCCGAUGCAAGCCUGGCUACAGGAGCGCCCUGCAUGAGAGCACUCAGGGCACGCAAUGCAUCGAUAUUGAUGAGUGUAACGAUCUAACGAUCGAGAGGAGGCACACGUGUCAUCCUACCGCAAAAUGCGUCAACACCGAGGGCGGCUAUGAGUGCGUAUGCCCACCGGCGAAGGACCUGGAAGAGUCCGGAAAAGAAUGCAGACUCAGUUGCUGGUUCGAAGAUCGGGAAGUUACCAACGGUGACACGUUGGCACCGUCCGGAAAUCCUUGCAGGAGAUGCACAUGCCAAGACGGCGUGAUCACUUGCAAGGAUCCCGUAUGUGACUGCAGCGCACCGGGAAGCCACAGGGAUAAGUGUUGUCCUCAAUGUAACCCCGCCGCAUCCUGUAGGCAUCAAGAGCUCCAUCACCUAGUCUUCAGAAGCGGAGAACGUUGGAUAUACCAAUGUCAGACUUGCGAGUGCCUGUACGGCGAAAUAGACUGCUGGCAGAUGGAGUGUCCACCGGUGACCUGUUCGAAUCCCGUGACCGAGGAGGGCGAUUGUUGUCCGCGCUGCGAAGACGAUCCCUGCGCUCGUGAGGCGUUGGUGAACAGCACCUCGUUCACGGUUCCUAGUCGUCCCCGGCCGUGCAGCUAUGCCGGCAUCAUCCACGACAGCGGCAGCUCCUGGCAGGACCCUCACGACAAAUGCACCACGUGCGAGUGCAAGGUGCCGUACUGCGCCCAAUUGGACGGGCAGCUUUGCUGCAGCUACGAUUAUGGCUGCGCUGGCGAUUUGGGCAACGACAAACAGCAACGUUCUUCAAUCGCUGUUCCUGAGCCUCUCAUACGCCAUCCACCGGACCAUGCGGUCCAGUCGCUGGUCAACGGUGCACCGGAAGCAGCUCUACCAGCAGCGGUCACUGGCACACCCGGCACCACACGCACCAUCACCACUUCCUCCAUCGCGAGCACUACUUCUCCUGUCUCGUCGCCCUCGCACUACUCGUCAUCCUCCAGCAUCAGCAACGACAACCCUCACAAUCUCAGGCAAGAUCACGCAACGGGCUCGCACAUUUUGUCGCGAGUCCAGCAAAGAGACAUGGCCUAUCAUGCCAUCAGAUCGCAACAAUACCAGCAACAAGCGUCGACCACGAGACACCAGCAGUUCAUUGCAGGCUCGACGACGUCGUCGACGGCAUCAGAACGGUCCGCGGUGCCGUCGACGACGACGACGACGACGACGACGACGACGACGACAAGAACGCCGCCCGCGACGUCCAUCGGCGGUAGACCAACGUUGCUGCGACGCGGCCAGUCAUCGAAUAUCAUCAAUCAUCACAGCGGUGCCGCCUCCACUUUUUCCUCUUCCUCGUCGUCAUCAUCAUCGACUCUCUCUGUGGUCUUGGCAACCUCAACGAUCGAGGAGCCCGCUCUACCGCCCGCGAGCAUCCCCGUGCAAAGUUCCAUCCGCCAGCUGGUCGGUCGCCGUCGCAAGGACAGCAGGAAGUCCAUUGUCCUUGACAGCGCUACUUGAGGGCCGUGGAUCUAGAGGAAGAUAGAAAAGAACGAACGCAACACAUUUGGCAAGGCAUUCCAGAAGGGAAACUCGAAGGAUCUCCCAUAGUUAUCCGACGCACGUUGCCUGUCUAUUACAUUGUCGGCAAAAAAGGGGAAAUGAGAUCGAUAGUUAGCGAAAAGGAGGUACGGGAUCAUUAGUGAUGUAGGCGAUAUUUGCGGAGGAUCGGUGCCACGAGGAAGACUUGUUCCUCUUUCUGGAACCUGUUUUAGGAAUUCGUCUGGCAUUUCCGAGAUCAACGCAUCGUCAAUGGAGCUAAAUCGACGAUCGCAUCACUGACCUUGAUCCUAGUCCAGCUAGAUUCUAGGUUCUCAUGCUAAGAUCGAAGUCGCUGAUACUGUCAAGUUCGUGUUGUUUGCGAUCGAGUCGUUUGCGAUCGAGUCGUUUGCGGGUGACCUAGUCGCUAUCGACAUCCGAACAGCCGCAGGCCGGGUUUAUGGCUGAGAGCGUGUACGCGUCCAGGACGUUCGCUUUUCUGCUUGUAUUGCUCGCUCGAGCUGAUGACCUUCGCCUUUGGUCGCCCUCGCCGGAUGAACGUUGAGAUGCUACUCAUUCUUCGAGAGAUAAUCGGUGCGGAAAUGACUUUCAAGAUCAACAUAAAGGAUUUACGCACGAUGAUCAGCUUGCAAAUUUAAAUAUAAUAAAUAUGCAAUAAGUAUUGAAUACAUCAUGUGGUUCUCUAUUGAAUCAAAAAUGCAGAGUAAUCUGAAUUGAUUCCAUUUGUAAAUUUUGGCUAACAGCGAUAUUACCUGGAUAUUAACUUCUUACAAAAUUUGUUUACGCCUCUUAGAAUACAUUACAAAUAACAGUAUAACAAAAGAACUUUGUAUUGUUGAUACGAAUAAAUUAGAAUUAAUAAGUAAAGUAUUUACAUAAGAGUAAAUAAGAGUUCACACAUCAGAGAGUUGAAAGCUAUAUAUAUUUUUUGUGAACUUCAUAAGUAACGUAAUAUGAAAUUUAAAAACGAAUAAAAUUUGCUUAUAAAUCAAUUAUUUUCUUCUUACACAACUAUUAACUGCAACAAUUGCAAUAUUGUUAGUGAAACUUACGGGAUUGAUAUUGGUUAUUUAAUUUGCGAAUAAAAAAUAUUGCAUAAUUUGCAAUUCACACAUUUUCACGAUUCGAUCAUAAACAUUGUACCAUCAAAUUUUCACAUAAUCAUCAAGAUUGUGCAUAAGCGCAAUAAAUAAUUAUGUAAUGAUAUGA
This is a messenger RNA of Acromyrmex echinatior (Panamanian leafcutter ant), 4738 nucleotides long. RefSeq names its product protein kinase C-binding protein NELL1. Lineage: Eukaryota; Metazoa; Arthropoda; Insecta; Hymenoptera; Formicidae. Gene Ontology annotation, molecular function: protein binding; calcium ion binding; heparin binding. The record is from RefSeq and is a predicted model, not a curated record.